Liolophura sinensis is the source of this 1552-nucleotide messenger RNA. Its product is annotated as transmembrane protein 272-like. The transcript is spliced from 7 exons. Bases 238 to 942 code for a protein of 234 amino acids. The record is from RefSeq and is a predicted model, not a curated record. NCBI's taxonomy places the organism in Eukaryota, Metazoa, Mollusca, Polyplacophora, Chitonida, Chitonidae.
CUAAUUUUGUGUUAGUGUAAGGAACAGAAGAAGCCAUUAGAGGGUUUUGUCAGGUCAGUGGGGGAUUUUUCUUUGCCGUCGCUACAUCUGUAUGUUGUGCAUAUACGAGCCUGCUGGGUAUAUCAAUUCACACGCAUACAGCCGGUAGAAGCACUUGGAUGUCGCAGCAUCAUAUUACAUAUGAUCGGGUCGUAUAAGAGACAGUAGAUCCGUAUAGAGUAACUGAGGACUGUGCAAAUGUCUAACCACGGACACUGCAAACCGCUGGUAGAGGAGGAGUAUUCUCCUUCGUCCGUGGUGUCAGAGAAACCAGGGAGUGUGUAUGGAACCGCGGACAAUGUCCCCCCAGCCUACGCCGCCGAGGACAAAGCCCCGCCGUCAUACGCGUCUCUGCGGAACAAGCUUCGAGAGAGUCGAAUUGAAUCACAGUCCACAUUCCAGUUUCUGUGGAAACUCAUCGUCCUUGUCCUGUGUGGAACAGUUGGUUACAUACUCAUUGUAACUCUGAUGUUCCUCUUGCCGAUUGCAAUGAUUACUAUGGGAGCAUUGUACUUCCAUCAGUGUAGCGUUGAGCCUUACAUCCCCAUCUAUCUCAUUGUCAUGGGGUCCUUCUCGCUCUUUCAAAUCAUCGUCAACAUUGUCCUGAGGUACAGGAAACAGCCGAGUAGCGGCGAGUACGACGACGAGGCACAAGACAGGAUGAGGCCGUUUGAAGUCCUCAUCACGUGCUUCAUCCUCGGAUGGUUUAUAGCGGGCAACGUGUGGAUCUACCGUACAUACGGCAUGUACCAGUGGACAGACAAGGCCGCUGCCAACUACUGCAAUCGGGAGCUCUAUCUCUUCUCUUUCUGGAUCACCAGCGCCAUCUACAUCAUGUUUGCCUGUCUCUGUUGUUGUGGCAUCAUUGCCUCAGUCAUAACGUACUGUUGUCUUGGUGAUUGAAGGAGGGUUUCCGAGAACGGAGCGAUGCUAAAGGGUUUCAGCGAACGGAGCGAUGCUAACUGCUUUAGCGAACUUUGAAAACAUUGAUAAGUGUCAUAUCGACGAGGAACUUCGUAUGCUUCCUGAAGCGCUGUGCAAGUGCAGCUGUAUUAAAAGUGCAACAAUUCUCUUCAAGGUGUUUGUUCCGUCGCCUUUGACAUAGAGAGUUUUACUCUUAAGAUAUAUCGAAAAAUGGACUGUUUUUAUUGCCAGUGAAGACUUUUAAAGUGCUGCGAAGAAUGCGUUGUUUUCUGCAUUUCCAGGUCUUCUCUCUGAAUGUCUGAAUGGAGAUUUGUAAAAGAUAUUAAACUUGUUAACUUUGCUUUGUUUAUUUUGCCUCGUCUGUUUUUUUAUGAUUAUAUCUUGAGGUACACUAUUUAUCCCUUGUCUGCAAUGAAUUGGAGACCGGGUUAGUCACUUCAGAAACAUAUCUAUUAUAUUUUGUCAUUUAUUUACAUUAACAUCCUGUUUAAUUCACUUAGACGCUGUAAAAUACUCUAAAUGUGAAAGUUUAUGAAAGCCUGAAAGAUCAUGUGAUUGUGAAUAAAAAUGUUUAAUCAGUACGACUGUA